Messenger RNA from Penicillium canariense, 1413 nucleotides. Its product is annotated as putative L-serine dehydratase. Gene Ontology annotation, biological process: L-serine catabolic process; L-threonine catabolic process. Gene Ontology annotation, molecular function: L-serine ammonia-lyase activity; threonine deaminase activity; pyridoxal phosphate binding. Lineage: Eukaryota; Fungi; Ascomycota; Eurotiomycetes; Eurotiales; Aspergillaceae. The transcript has a single exon. The coding region runs from base 1 to 1413 and encodes 470 amino acids. The record is from RefSeq and is a predicted model, not a curated record.
AUGGGGAGCAUUGCCCCUUCCGCUGAAGACUACACGCCGACCUUCAAGACGCCAUGGAUUGAGACUCCACUGGUCGAAUCGGCCGCCCUCUCUCGUGCCGCUGGAUGCCGAAUUUUCCUGAAGCUGGAGAACGUCCAGCCCAGUGGCUCCUUCAAGUCCCGUGCUAUGGGCAACCAGAUCCUUUCCCAUCUCCGCAAACCCGAAUAUGCCAACCGCCGAGUCCACUUCUACGCCUCUUCCGGAGGAAAUGCCGGACUGGCAGCUGUGUGUGCGGCUCGCAGUCUGGGAUACCCUUGCACCGUUGUCGUGCCUCUAUCUACCAAGCCCUUGAUGAUAGAGAAGCUCAAAGCAGCGGGCGCUGCGGACGUCAUCCGCCACGGCGAGACGUUCUUUGAGGCCGGCUCAUAUAUGAAAGACGUUAUUAUGCAGACCAGUUCCGGUGACGACAACGAUGUGGCGAAAAUUGCCCUUCACCCCUUCGAUAACCAGCCCAUCUGGGAAGGAAACAGCACUAUUAUCGAUGAGCUAGAGAAGCAACUCCCUGCUGCUGCGAACUCCGAGGAGGAGCAAGUUUACCGCGGGCGGGCGCUCCCUCUCGAUGCAGUCCUCUGCAGCGUCGGUGGUGGCGGUCUUCUCAACGGCCUAAUUAUGGGCCUCGAGAAGCGGCGGUCUCAGAAGCAGAACGGCUUCUCUGGUUCGUCAGCCACUGGUCACGCAUACAUGGACAUCUGUCCCUCCGAAACACCCUCCUCUCGCACUGUGGAUGGUCAGCCUAGCCUUAUUCACCUGCUCGCCAUUGAAACCGAUGGCACCGAUUCAUUAGCCACUUCUAUCGCUCAUAAUGCUCUCGUCUCCCUUCCCAAGAUCACAUCCCAAGCUACCUCGCUUGGCGCCAUCCGCGUAUCUGAAACCACCUUCCAGUACGCCGUGGCUCCUCCCCCCGGCAUCAAAGUGCACAGUGCCGUGCUUACAGAUGCCGAAGCCGCCCGAGGCGUGCUCCGUCUCGCAGACGACGAGCGACUCCUCGUCGAGCUGGCCUGCGGUGUCUGCAUCGAGGCGGCUAUUGGCGAUACCGCCACCGCCGCCGCCGAAACCUCCGCAUCGGCGCAUGCCGUACCUGGGGGCCAAAGCCCCAAGAAACGGGGGGAGUUGAAUGACUCUGACCUUACCCGAGAUGAAGGCUACGGGGAUGACCGAUCGUCCUCGGCAGAUAACGAGACGGACCAUGAGAACGAGCCGCAGGUCGGCGACCAAACCAAGUCUGCCUCUCCUGUGCUCAACUCUAAGCUCAAGCAGUUGAUCCCGGACCUGAACGAGCAGAGUAGAGUUGUUAUCGUUGUUUGCGGGGGAAGUAAUGUGACUAUCGACAUGGCCAGCGAAUAUAGACGGUUAUUGUCUGAGGGCUGGGUUUGA